UAGUACGUAUCACUUUUAGUAUUUUUAAUUUGCAAAACAACACAGAGGCGAUGUUUACGGUGGACCAGUGGCGCCCUCUCCCUAAAUUUUCAUUACAAUGUAAUGUAAUGGUCAUUACAGCAAAAUAAUUAAUAGUUUAUUAGCUGCAAAUUUUAGAAAUACCUAACGAAUCAGUUUAAGAGAGUCUGGACACAUUUCUUGCAAUCCGAAGUACAAAGGAAUCUCUCGUUUAUUGGGUACAACCAAGACUCAAACAAUCCUACUUUCAAGAAUGAAACUCGACCCUUUUAUAGACAAAAUAAGCUAUUCACUUAACGUCCAUCUAUUAUCUGUAGGUUAACACAAUGAAAAAACAGAAAAGAGACUCAAAGGAAGUCACUAUUCCUAUUGUUCUUGGAUGAAAAUACUGCACAGCAGUAUUAUGUGUAAAUUAAUGAAAUUAUACUACUACAAACAAUUGAACAUCAGCGCAUUGAGUUCGUAUUGAGAAGAUUCACGUGCAUUUCAUGUAUUAUAUGUAUCUGUGCGUAUUUUGGGUUAGACAAGAGGGAAUAGUUACGUGAUUAUUUAUACGUAAACAGAUAGCUAACGUGACAACUAUGCUGGAAGAGAAACAAUCACUAUAGUAGCUCUGUGAGCUGAUGUAAAACUCGCACUGAAGUCGCAAAAACCGCAUGAACUGAAAUAUCCGAGAUCGGCUGAGAAAUACGUACUGUAGUGGACAACAUUCGGACCUCGGACAGACAGCUGGGCAGAUAGGACUCGUGUGGGUAUCUUAAAUCCUUUAACCGGAAUCACUUAUCCCGUCUCCGCUUCCUCAUAGCCAAAAAACUAGACACCAAAACGAAUGUGGUGAUUAAAAACAAUAAAUUUUGGUUUUGUUUAAGUACUUAUGUGUGUAUUUCAAAACGUCAUCAAUGUAUGGUGUUAAACAGGAAACGGCGAAGGUCCUGAGCUGGCUGCGGUCUCUGCCACAAGACGACAAACGUAUUAGCGAGGAGGUGGACCGCCUCAUCAUUGAGCAGACUACCAGCGUACCGAAGUUCUCACCGAAGCUGUUGUUCACCGACAAGACCGCCGUGAAAGCGUUCUGGGUGGCGCUGAUCGUGAACCUGACGCGCGAGUUCUGCGGCUGCAUCGCCGUGCUAGUAUACACCAGUCACAUGUUCGAGGAGGCCCGCAAGGACGAGAGCACCAGCAUCGCGCUCUCGCCCAACAAGCAGUCCAUCCUGCUGGCCGUCGUGCAGAUCCUCGGCUCGUGUCUGGCGUGCCAGCUGGUUGAUCGAGCUGGGAGAACGGUUAAAGACAGGCUCAGAACAGCAUUUAUCCCGUUGGGUUGGGAUCCUCACUGCUGUGGAGAGUAGUUAAUCAUGGCCAAAUUAAUGAUAAAAACUGGAUUCCGAGCAAUCACGCACAACGUCGCUUUCCAACCGCAAACAACAAUGAAAGGAAAACAAUUAGUUUAGGCUCAACAUGUGCAAGAUGUAAAAGAAGUCAAAUGCGAAGAUCAUAUGAGACGUACCAUUGAAGCUCGUGUAAUUCGUCAAACUUCUGUGACAUCGACGCCAUACACAACAUCCUUCAAUAUGUAGCACCAGCAAAUUCGACCUCGAUCCAAAAUGACCACAACGCGUAACGCAGGUAGCAGAUCCCGCC
Molecule: messenger RNA, 1656 nt
Organism: Cydia fagiglandana
Lineage: Eukaryota; Metazoa; Arthropoda; Insecta; Lepidoptera; Tortricidae
Exons: 4
Coding region: 918-1364 (148 amino acids)
Biological process (GO): transmembrane transport
Cellular component (GO): membrane
Molecular function (GO): transmembrane transporter activity
Source: RefSeq, a predicted model, not a curated record